CAUUCCCUGAGCAGGCACGCUGAACUGGAUAACGUCUCCUUCAACCCGCAGCACAGACUCAUUUCUCUACACACCAGCUCUGAGUGGAUGCUCAGCAGGGGUGUUUGAGAUAUUAGCGCGCUGUGGGGGAAACGGCUCAGGGACUUCAACCAUCCACACAAAAGAAGAGCCGGCAGUCAGGAGGAAUAUGGGCAAAUCCGAAAGCCAAAUGGAUAUCAUGGAGAAAUCAAGUAAACCUGGAAAGCGUCGUUGGACUGUUGCAGAAAUCGGUCUGUCCGUGCUGCUGCUGUUGGUCUGCUGUGCCUUGGCGGGGCUGGUAGUCCUCUAUACAACGGUUGUGAAAGAACAAUCCAACAGGCCGAGUGUGUCAAGGAGCUCAACAGGAGGAGGCCAGCUGUUUCGCUCCAACCCCAACAAUGUGUGCACAACUGCGGACUGUGUUACUGCAGCGGCUCGGCUCUUGCAGAACAUGGACACAUCUGUGAAGCCAUGCGAUAAUUUCUACCAGUACGCCUGCGGGGGCUGGCUGGAGCGCCAUGUCAUCCCGGAGACCAGCUCUCGCCACAGCGUCUUUGACAUUCUGAGGGACAAGCUGGAGAUUGUCCUGAAAGGUGUUCUCGAGAUGGAGAACGAACAGGACAGGGAUGCCAUCAGAAAGGCCAAAGUUCUUUACAGCUCCUGCAUGAAUGACAGCCUCAUAGAGCAUCGUGACUCCCAACCCCUCCUGAAGCUCAUUGAGAGUAUUGGAGACUGGCCUGUGGCGUCAGAUGACUGGAACACCACUACAGAGGAAGCAUGGAGCCUUGAGGACACACUGGCCACGCUUACUGCUCGUUUCCACAAGAAGGUUCUGCUGGACAUGUACGUGUGGACAGAUGACCGGGACUCGAGGCGUCAUAUUAUUUAUAUUGACCAGCCAGGACUUGGGAUGCCAUCAAGAGACUAUUACUUCAAUGAUGGAAACUACAAAAAGGUGCGAGAGGCCUAUCUACAUUUCAUGGUUUCCAUCGCAAAGAUAACCCGAGAGGACAGGAACUUGACUCAGGAUGACGACCAUGUGUGGGAGGAAAUGAUGCAAGUGCUGGAGCUGGAGACAGACAUUGCCAAUGCCACAUCGCCAGCAGAGGAGCGCCAAGAUGUCACUGUUCUCUACAACAAGAUGACACUUGGUGAACUACAGAGCACAUUCAGCUUUAAUGGUUUCAACUGGACACGAUUUAUUCAAGGAGUUCUGUCGAGCGUGUCCAUUGAGGUCCAGCUAGAGGAAGAGGUGGUGGUGUACAGCUCUCCCUACCUUGAAAAGAUGAAUGACGUUCUCUCCAGACACAGUGUCAGAACAAUGCAGAACUACCUCACCUGGCAGCUCAUCAUUGACAGAGUUAAUAGCUUGAGCCGUCGCUUCAAAGAUGCCAGAGCCCGUUACAGGAAGACUCUCUAUGGGACCACUGUGGAGGAUGCUUGGUGGCGGGAAUGUGUCCGUUACGUCCAGAGCAGCAUGGAGAACGCAGUUGGAGCUCUUUAUGUGCGUGAGACCUUUGCUGGAGAAAGUAAGCGAAUGGUCAGUGACCUUAUCAGUAAGAUCCAGAAAGCCUAUGUGGAAACACUGGAGGAGUUAAGCUGGAUGGAUGCUCCCUCGAAAGAGAAAGCGAGAGAGAAGGCCAUGGCAAUCAAGGAGCAUAUUGGUUAUCCAGAUCAUAUUCUACAGAAAAGCAACCAGAAACUUGACCAGGAAUAUGCUCACCUAAACUUUAGUGAAGAACACUACUUUGAGAACAUCCUGGAGAACCUCAAGUCUGAAGCACACAAGAGUCUGAAGAAGCUCAGAGAACCAGUUGACCCAGACUUGUGGAUCAUUGGUGCUGCUGUGGUGAAUGCAUUCUACUCACCCAACAGAAACCAGAUAGUGUUUCCUGCAGGAAUCCUGCAACCACCUUUCUUCAGUAAACAUCAGCAUCAGGCCCUUAACUUUGGAGGAAUAGGAAUGGUUAUUGGGCAUGAGAUCACACAUGGAUUUGAUGACAAUGGUCGUAAUUUUGACAAGGAUGGUAAUAUGCUAAACUGGUGGAGUAAUUACUCUGCUGAGCAUUUUAAAGAGCAGUCGCAGUGCAUGGUGCAACAAUAUGGCAACUUCAACUGGAAACUAGCAGGUGGACAAAACGUCAGUGGAAUAAGCACUUUGGGGGAGAACAUCGCAGACAACGGAGGGGUUCGUCAAGCGUAUAAGGCUUAUCUGAAGUGGGUGGAGAUGAAGGGUGAAGAGCCGUAUCUACCUGGUCUAGACAUGGAUCACAAGCAACUGUUCUUUCUUAACUUUGCCCAAGUGUGGUGUGGUGCUUAUCGGCCUGAGUAUGCCAGCCAGUCCAUCAAGACUGACUCACACAGUCCCUUAGAAUACAGAGUGCUCGGAUCUCUCCAAAAUUUUGAAGCAUUCUCAGAAGCUUUCCAAUGCCAAAAAGGCAGUCCAAUGAACCCUGAGCUGAAAUGUCGUGUCUGGUAGAAAGUUUUACUCAUGAGAUAAUUAUUUCUUGACAUGGGCAUCUCAAAUCAAAAGAACAAGUUUUACUUUUUGAACUCAGAGACAUUCUGCUUAAGACUUGUUCCGGUUUAUUUGGGGAACAGAUAUUUGGAUAUACUGUAGAUGUUUAUAAAAUGGAUGAUGUCCUGGACUACACCCUAGUUUCAAAAUGUGAAGUAUAUUGUAUACUGUAUAAAAAAAGAAACUUGCUUGAGUAUUUUCUCAAGUUUGAAGUGUUGUCUCUGGAUGAGUAGGUCACUUGUUCUCAUUUUGCUGUGUCCCACAACAGAUGAUGAGUGGGUACAUGAAUGAAGAGGCUCUGUAUAAAAAUUAAGACCUUGUCAAAAGGUUUAAGCUUAUGGCUGACUUUAAAUGCUUUACCAACCUUUCUUGAAUUGAUCCUAAAAAUCCUCUUGUUCAGAUCUUUGUGAUUUAUCCAUUACCAUUUGACACUGAGUUGCCUUGGUGUCUUUCCUCUGAUGUGUUGGUUUCAAGAUAUUGUGCCACUUAAUAGUGAACCAAUCUAACUCUGACUGAAGCAUGAGUAUGAAAUAAAUGAAAAUUGAGGCUUUGUUGAAGUAAAGCUACAACAGAAUUAGUCACACUGAGAGUUUGGUUAUUCACUGUUACAUGAAACAAAUUACCUAAAGACUUUAAGACUGUUAAAUCUUUGCAGCUUUAACCUUAAAUUAAUGUUCUGAGAGCACUGCGGCUUUCAGCAUUUUUACACAUACACAAUGGAUAUUUAAAAUUCAGAAAGCUAUUUAGUACUUUUUGCAGUUUUAUAUUUCUUUAUCACACCCUACAAUUGAUUCUUGCUCGAUACUGCAGAAAUGUAUAUGUAAGUCAUGAUAGUUUGCUGUAAGAAACCAUAUUUGAUGUUUUCAUGAAUACUGGUGGCCUCCUGCUUUUUAGCUAGUGUGAAAAACUCUUGUUGGAGGUUGAGAAAUGUAAUAUUGAUGAAAAGUCCACUGUAUUGCAUUACUGGUUACAGCCAUGUCAGACUUGUGUGUUUGGAGCUCACUCCCCCCUUUUUUCCUGCUUCCACACAUUUCACCUCAUGAUUGUUACAGGCUCUUCACUGUUUGUGUAUUCUGGGCUGAUCUAUCACUAUUAAAACUAACAUGUGCCAUUUGUUAGAUGGCCCAUACCCACAAUUACUCAAAAUUAUACUAUCUACUUGUAUGAUAUGUGUAUGUUUACAUUUAACCCAAAAAAGGCAGAAGAUUUGUCAAAGAAUAGUCUUUCCAUUCACUUCACAAUCUCCCGAGAGGAGACUUGAACACAGUGAUUACUAGAGACUAGAAGACUUUUAGCCUCGGGGGCAGAGCCAAUUACAUGCUAAGGGGAAGAGAUACACUCACACAGGCAGAGAGCAGAUGAAGUGGUUUGCCUUCUGAUCUCACAUUGAUCAGUGCCGUCUAAGAUGAAAGGAUGAAGCGCAGUCUGCUGAGGCAUGGUGACCGCUGUAGCCGAACCACGAGCCUGCAGGCAAACACUGAAGAAUGGAGCUUGUCAUUAAAGAGAUGGCCAGGGCCAGGACUGUUAUUUUCUACCUUUAUUAACAAGUAAUGACAGGAGAAUCGAAGCUGAGCAGAACUCAUGAGAUAUGACAGAGGUACUAGCAGCAAGAAGUCACCGUUUUUGUGCUGAAUAGAGCUUUCAAACGCAGAAAAAACAUAAACAGCACCGCCGUUUUUGAAUGUUUGCUUGUCGUUGGUCACAUUCAGGAUGCCUUGGUAAACUGAACAUGACUGUUAGGUCUCAAUAGAGGCUGGUGAAUUGAAUGUGCAUGUUGAAGCUUUAUAUUCUCAGUCUGUCUCUCAAACUUCACAUUAUUGGCAAAUGUUGUGUUUUAUAGAGGGAGGGGACACAAUCGAAGACUGUUUUACUCAGAAUGUAAGUGGUGAUAGUGCACUGCCACAUUAAAGCAAAAGUUCAUAAUUUUGUGAAAUAGGCCUUCUAGCUAUCUGAUGGAGAGUCAGAAGAGAAAAUUCCUACUACUGCCAUAGUUAUCCCUUGAAUGUGAAGCUAUUGCCAACACGCAGUUAUCUUAGACUGAGAACAAGGGAAGACAGCUAAUCUGGUUCUGUCCAACAUUAACAAAAUCUGCCGACAAAUACCUGUAAAGCUCAUUAAUUAAAAGAAAUGAUCUUGUUUGUUUAGUUUGUACGAAAAUCUAAGUGUAAAAAUGACAAUUCACAUGUUGAUAUGCCAGACUAUUUCUUUGUUAAAAAGGUUUUUUUUUUUUUUUUUUUUUUUAAAUAGUAAUUUGCCAAUUUUACAAUUUUUUUGUAUUAAACAAACAACAGGUAACAUGUUAAUCAGUAAGGUUUAGAGUUGCUGAAAGGCGGAUUUUUUUUUUUUUACCUUCGGAAAGAACCAGGCUAGCUGUUACCCCGUUUUCAGUCUUUUUGCUAAGCCAAGUUAACCAGCUGCUGACUGUAGCCUUAAAUUCAACGGACGAAACAUGAGGGUAGUAUUAAUCUUUCCAUCUCACUCUCUGCCUGAGGCGUAUUUUCCAAAAUGUCGAACUAUUCCUUUAAACGACAAAGCACAUUCAUCAUGUCUUGCACAAAGAAAUGCUGGAGGCGACAUCAUAAGCUACAAUGCGAUAUCCAGCUGCCAUUUGAAGAGCAACAGCUUAGAGCUUGUAUAGUUUGUCUGAUUUUCCUCAAAAUUAGUAAAACAGCUCAAAACUGUUAAUUGAACUGUUAAUGUACAAAAGGUACGUAAUAUAAAAGGCGUUACUGUAGAUGCUUGGUGUUCUAUACGGCAGUAUUUAGAUAGUAAUGAUUCAAUUCAGGUGAGAAAGAAAGCGUACAUUUCUUAUUUAAUUACAUGGUGAAAUUGUGUCGUUUUAAAAUAAGCCAAGUACAACUAGAUUUUUGCUAUAUAUGAAAAUGUUUUCAUCUACAGUGUAUACCCAUCAGAUGAGUUUAUUUAUCUACAUGAAUAUUUAUGAAAUAAGAUUGUUGCUUUGCAAGGAUUCAGAUAUUAAAGAUGUUUUAUGAUUGUUCCUGCUGCUAUGUAAUUAUCUAGACUAACUGCUAUUUUUGUGACUCAGAUCUGUAAUUAUUGCCAUUAAAGUGACUGUCUCAAUGGUAAUGACA
Messenger RNA from Seriola aureovittata, 5628 nucleotides. It is a transcript of the gene mmel1, whose product is annotated as membrane metallo-endopeptidase-like 1. The transcript is spliced from 24 exons. Gene Ontology annotation, molecular function: metalloendopeptidase activity. NCBI's taxonomy places the organism in Eukaryota, Metazoa, Chordata, Actinopteri, Carangiformes, Carangidae. The record is from RefSeq and is a predicted model, not a curated record. Gene Ontology annotation, cellular component: plasma membrane. Bases 188 to 2497 code for a protein of 769 amino acids. Gene Ontology annotation, biological process: protein processing.